Messenger RNA from Ziziphus jujuba (common jujube), 2775 nucleotides. RefSeq lists its product as uncharacterized. Bases 171 to 2144 code for a protein of 657 amino acids. NCBI's taxonomy places the organism in Eukaryota, Viridiplantae, Streptophyta, Magnoliopsida, Rosales, Rhamnaceae. The transcript has a single exon. The record is from RefSeq and is a predicted model, not a curated record.
AAAGAAAAAACACUUGAGCCAUAAAAUGUCACAGACACUGACCAAGGCUUUAGAAAAAAUAAUGAUAAUAAUAAUAAAAGGAAAAAAAUAAAAAUAAAAAUAGAUACUUGCGAAAAUUCACUCCCAUCUGCUUCUUCUCUCUUCGUCCUCCUCCUCCUCCUUCGAAAUCCAUGAAUCCCAGCAAAACAGAGGAGGAUCUAUUCCAUCACCAUCCUCAUCUCCACCAUCACCACCACCACCACCUUCACCACCAUGAUUUGGGUCCACAUCCCCAGAUCAUUUCCCACCAAACGCAAUCUCAGCCGUCCAUUCCCAACCCAGAAGACGACCCUCCUUUUUCCCUUCCCGAAAUCGUAAUCUUCCGCUCCUCCUCAUCGUCUUCCUCGCCUUCCCACUCUUCGUCCGAGAACGAAGAUGUCUCCACCCAUCACCAACACCAACACCAACACCAACACCCCAACCCCAACUCAUCGAUUUCCCCCAAAACCCCACCCCACCCACCUCUCUAUAUCAGCCCCGACCCCCACAUCUCCUCCCAGUUCUACACCUUCAACCCGGACUCACACGCUCUGAUGAUUCGCUGCCUCCUCGAGCACCGCCUGGCAACCCCGGCCGAGAUCCGCGCCGCCACGCCGAGAGCCGUGCUCAAGUCAUGGCGCGCCGUCUGGAAGGACCGCAACGAGGAUACGGCUUACCUAACCGCGUGGAAGCGAAUCCAGGACAAGCUCGCCCCUCACGUCGACGAAAACGGUAAUGAAUUCCUCUGCUUCAAGAACAAUACCCAGCAAUUCGUUUCCCAUAUUAAUCAGUGGCAGGACAUUGUGAUGAGCUUCCAUGCUGAUAGUGAUUUAAAGCAUUUAGGUCUUAAGGAUACCAUUGAUAGGAUUAAGCAGGUGUGGACCGUAGGUGCUAAGUUUUAUGGCAUUCCUGAAAGUUACAUUAGGGUCUGUGUUGCUGCUUGCCCUGUUUGCUCUUCUGCUUCCUCUGGGGCAGCAGGUAGGAGUAAACGCCGUAGAUUUGAGUAUACUGAGUCUUUUGAUGUUCCUGCUAAAGAAGUGCCCCAUAGGCUUCAACAAUUGGCUGCCAAGCACAAGGUCGUGCUUUGCAUAAGGCAGAAAUAUAUUAGGUAUAAGCCCUUUAUGGCUGAGGUCAAGGACUAUGCCUGUCAUAGGGCAGGCGAACCGGCUGCCAAGAAAUCGAAAAUUUUAAAGAGGGAACCUUAUGCAUCCAAGCGAUGCGGGUGUGGAUUCCGUAUUCGGGCCAUUGUGCCCAUUGCCAAUUAUAAUGAUAAGGACAAGACUUUUGUCUAUCAAGAGGAAGGGGUGGCUGUGUUUAAGUUGUAUGCGGUGCAUUCAGGGCAUGAGCCUGGGCCAUUGGAUGGAAAUGCAAGGAUUAUGCAUCGAGUUGUGGGUCACAAGGGCGGAUUUUUGAUGGAUCAAGAUACAGUAUAUGGAGUGAGUGAGGAAAUGGAGAAUGAGGGCUUUGGGCUGAUUGGAAAGGAGGAAGGGAAUUUACAUCUUUCCGUUUUGCAUCAGGUGCAGGAAUUGAGGGGGGAAGUUGGGAUGUUAGAAGCAAAAAUUGCAAAAGUCCCAAGAGAGCUGUUGGCUUCAGUGUCUCGAGAGCUGUGCGAUAUUGUGAAUAAAGUUAGACAUUUAGGGAAUGAGUGUUCAAAGCCUCUAGGGUUGCUCCAGGACAAGCCUCAUUCAGAUGAUGUGUUGGUUGGGGAGGAUGAUUUGGCACAUUGGAGUGAUCACCACCAUGAACGAAUGUAUGGGGAUGGCAAGGACACUGAAUUGAUUGAGGAUGAUGAAGAUAGUUUUGGGCGAACUCUUGGUGAUGUUGUUCCUUGGGACCAGAUGAGGACAGAUUGUAGGAAUCAAAAAGAUCUCUUGAGUGAUACUUGUAAGUCUGAAAAGUGGCUGAAAUGUAGCAACUUUGAUGAGAAGAGUAUCCUUGAUUGUGAGGAUACAAAGCUAACCAAGCCCUUAAGACAUGAUGAGGGUAUAGUGGCAGAUGUAGGUCUUGUCGGUAUACAGGUUGAUAGUUUCUACCAAGAUAAUCCAAAAUGGUAUGAUUCUCCAUGCGGAUUGGACUCUAGUGCUGAUUGUGGGGAUAGUGGAUUCAGGCAUGGAGAGAUUGUUUAGUCUUCCUUGAAGAGCUGGCUAAGACUCCCUAACAUAUAUGAGUUUGUGAUUCCUCUUAAGUUGGAAGGGGUUGUACAUUUAUGUAUACAGAAGAUUGGAACCUCUUUACAUGCUUUGAGGUUCCUUUAUUGUGUGUGGUACUGUAUAUUAUAGUCCAAUUGGGCUUUCUGCCCAUAAAGAUUCAUAACUAUUUGUUAACCAUUUUCUGGCCCUUUACAGGACUUUAGAUUUUCCGGAUUGGUUCCUCUGACAGUCAUAUUGCCGGGUAGUUUUUUCAACGUUUCUUCUUUGAUGUCAUUCUUGAAUGUAAUAUUUGUGCAGCUCACUGUCAGUUCUCAUUGUUGCAUGAUGAGAUUUCUAAUUUUCCUUUAGUUUUUGACUUGUAUUCGCCUUGUCUUUUUCUCUCACGUUCAGCUUUGAUGAACUCUCUGUAUGAAGUUAUGUAACCAAUCAUACCAUAAACAAUUCUUACUCGCCAGUCGAUUAGGCUAUUUGUAUGAAGGUUAUUGUGUUUCCUUGUAUCAUCAAACUGUAUGGAAGAUAUACAGGUGCUCCCUUGUUCAGUGUAUGAUUUCAUGUUACCUUCAUUUAAUUGGAAAAUGAUAAAUCUCAUACCACUGUUUGGUUGAAA